CGGGGAAGCUGGGCUCUGGAGAGCGUGCCCCGAACGGGACGCGAGAGCAGCGCGAGACUCUGCGGCCGUGCUCGGGGCCGGUGCUCCCCGAACUUGGGAGUUGCAGGUUGCUGAGCAGCAGGCGGGCCCCCAGCCUCGGCCGCUGACGUGGUCCCUAGUCCUGCCUUCUCGCCGGACACCGCCGCCUCCCCUCGCCCUCUCCAGACUCUGAACAGGUCCACCGUUAGCAGCCUCUACACUUGUCCAAGAGCAUCAGAAAAUGAACGACUCCCAGGGGCCAGUGUCAUUCAAGGAUGUGGCCGUGGACUUCACCCAGGAGGAGUGGCAGCAGCUGGGGCCUGGUGAGAAGGCCACCUACAGGGACGUGAUGCUGGAAAACUACAGCCUCCUUGUGUCUGUGGGGUAUGAUAGCACCAAACCAAAAGUAAUUCUCAAGUUGGAGCAGGGAGAGGAGCCAUGGUUAGCAGAAGGUGAAUUCCCAUGUCAGAAUCAUCCAGAAGUCUGGAAAGUUAAUGACCUGAUAGAGGGAAUCCAAGAAAAUGAAGAUGAACAUUCAAGGGAAGUUCUUUAUAUCAACAGUAGAACCCUGAUUGGAGAGAGAGAGAAUACAUUUGAUAAAGCUUCUAUGGAACCAAACCUUGCUCUUUCAAGGAUAAAAUCUCAUAAUUGUGUCUCAUGUGGAAAGAAUUUAGAAUCUACUUCAGAAUUAAUUAUUAGUGAUGGAAGCUAUGCAAGAAAGAAACCUAAUGAAUGUGCUGAAUGUGGGAGAACAUACUUUGGAAAGAAAUCCUAUGGAUUUAAUCAAGGUGGAGAAGGCUAUUCUCAAAAUGAAGAAAGUCUUCUUCAGAAAAUUAAUAUUUUGGAGAAACCCUUUGAAUAUAAUGAAUGCAUUGAAGCCUUGGACAAUGAAGCUGUUUUCGUUACUCAUAAGAGAGCUUACAUGGGGGGAAAGCCCUAUGAGUGGAAUGAGUCUGGGUCAGACUUCAUCCAGAUGUCAAAUUUUAAUGUAUACCAGAGGUCACAGGUAGAAUUGAAGCCCUUUGAAUGUAGAGAAUGUGGGAAAUCCUUCUGCAAGAAGUCAAAAUUCAUUAUACAUCAGAGGGCUCACACAGGAGAGAAACCUUACGAAUGUAAUGUAUGUGGGAAAUCCUUCAGCCAAAAGGGAACCCUGACUGUACAUCGGAGAUCACACUUAGAGGAGAAACCCUAUAAAUGUAACGAGUGUGGGAAAACCUUCUGUCAGAAGUUACAUCUUACUCAACAUCUGAGAACUCAUUCAGGAGAGAAACCCUAUGAAUGUAAUGAGUGUGGGAAAACCUUCUGCCAAAAGACCCAUCUCACCCUACACCAGAGAAAUCAUUCGGGAGAAAGGCCCUAUCCCUGUAAUGAAUGUGGGAAAUCCUUCUCCCGAAAGUCAGCUCUCAGUGACCAUCAGAGAACACACACGGGAGAGAAACUUUAUAAAUGUAAUGAAUGUGGGAAAUCUUACUACCGAAAAUCUACCCUCAUUACGCAUCAGAGAACACACACAGGAGAGAAACCCUAUCAAUGUAGUGAAUGUGGAAAAUUCUUUUCUCGGGUAUCAUACCUCACUAUACAUUAUAGAAGCCACUUAGAAGAGAAACCCUAUGAAUGUAGUGAAUGUGGCAAAACCUUCAAUUUAAAUUCAGCCUUCAUUAGACAUCGGAAGGUACACACAGAUGAGAAACCCCAUGAGUGCAGUGAAUGUGGAAAGUUCUCUCAGUUCUCAUAUCUCACUGACCAUCCUACAACUCCUUUAGGGGAGAAACCCUACAAAUGUAGUGAAUGUGGGAAAAGUUUCCUUGAAACUUCAGUCUUCAGUGGACACCAGUCACUUCCAAAAGGGGAAAAAUCCUAUGAGUGUAAUAUAUGUGGGAAAUUGUUCUCUGAGUUAUCCUACUACACUAUACAUUAUAGAAGCCAUUCAGAGGAAAAACCGUAUGGAUGUAAUGAAUGUGGGAAAACCUUCUCCCAUAAUUCAUCCCUCUUUAGACAUCAAAGAGUACACACAGGAGAGAAACCCUAUGAGUGUUAUGAAUGCGGAAAGUUCUUCUCUCAGAAGUCUUAUCUAACUAUACACCAUCGAAUCCAUUCAGGAGAGAAGCCCUAUAAAUGUAGUAAAUGUGGAAAAGUCUUCUCUCGGAUGUCAAAUCUCACUGUACAUUAUAGAAGCCAUUCAGGAGAGAAGCCCUAUGAAUGUAAUGAAUGUGGAAAAGUCUUUUCUCAGAAGUCAUACCUCACUGUACACUAUAGAACUCAUUCAGGAGAGAAGCCCUAUGAAUGUAAGGAAUGUGGUAAAAAAUUCCACCACAGAUCAGCCUUCAAUAGCCAUCAGAGAAUUCAUAGGAGAGGGAAUAUGAAUGUACUUGAUGUGGAAAAUCUCCUGUGAAAUGAAGCCUCAUUUUAGAAAGUCCUCUGAAUAUAGUGAGUAUGGAAGUCCAAUAGGGAAUCAAAUACCAUUGUUUGAGAAUUUAUGUUUUUGAAUGGGAAAAACAUUAAGGCAUUAGAUUGAUUUUAACCUGAGUUUUCACUAGAAGAAUCCCUAAGAAUGCAACUAGAAGCAAAGCCUUCAUCAAAACCCUACAACUCCUUGGAUACUAGAUAAUUUAUACAGGAAUGAAACUUUAUAAAUAUUUAAUAUUUAUUUUGGAUUCAAAUUGUAUUUGCUUAUCAGGGAACCAUACCAAGGUGAAAUCUGUAAAAGUGAUGAAUGUGGAAAAAUAUAUUGUCUUGCAAAUUGUUAAACUAAAAGCCAUAUUUCUGAAGCAAACUCAAAUGUUUAUAGGAAAGAUACCAGAAACUAUUGAGCCCCGAAUAAGCUUUCGUUGUAUAAAAUGAAGUUUUCAAAUCAUCAGGAGUUGAUAAUGAGGACAGUAGCAUUAAAUAUGUAUGUAUAUGGCAGUGUCUAUCAUGUUUUUAAAAUGCAAUCUAAUUCUAUGCAACUCUAUGCAAGUUUGGAUUUGAAUGAUUUGUGAAAAGGCAGUGUUAUGUGAGUAUUAAGAUGGGAAGAUUUACUAGCAGGAUGUAUUGUUGGUGAGAUGUUUGAUAGGUUCAAAAUAGUUAAAUGCAUAAUUUUCUAUUUAGAGUCAUUUACAAAUGGGUUCUUAUUGAAUAUCUCAUCAACAGAGGAGCCAGCAAUUUUUGUAGCUUUAAAUUACAUUUGAGCAAAAAAAAUUUUUUUAACAUGCUAUUUUCGUAAACCAUGCAUAAUUUAGAGUUAAGUUUGUUUCAGUGAAAGAGGACAACUGUACUGUUCGUACUCUAUAAACUUUGCCCAGCUCACAUACCAUGCUGGUUUUUUGAUACAUAAGUUUGAGAGUGCAGUGUGCCAAUAUGUACUUCAGAAAUUUUACCUGUACGUUUGUUUGAUAUGAAUACAGUGCUGUUAUUUUGUGCACUGCCCCUUAUUCCUGGUAUUUUGGAGCAAAUAGAAGUUUUUAGCAGACAUUUUUGGUUAACUCAAUGUCCUUUCUCCCUUAUUCCUUCCUGGAAGAGUUUGUGUAUCUACCAUUUCUUCACAUUACACAGAGAAUAAAUCCUGAUUUUGCCAAUCAUGAUAAUUCCAUUCUAAUUGCCCAUAACUCAUUUGUAGUGGUCACAUGACCCAGUCCUGGGCAAACAGAAGGGAUGCAUUCUGGAAAAGUGAUAAAGCAGUGAUGAAAUGGGUCUUAGUACAAGGAAUGUGAGUGUUUUAAAAAGCCAUGUAAUACAUCACAUGAAGAAAAGAAAUCUAGUAUGCAAGAAAUUAAUGUAAAAUAUGCACCCACUUACAUUUUUCACAAUGGAUCAAAAGGAACUUAUUUAGUGGGAUAAAGAGUAUCUUAAACUACAACCCACAGCAUACCUAAUGGUGAAAUAUUGCAAGUUUUCCCCCAAGAUAAAAGAAAUAGACAAGGAUAUCUACUACCAAUAAUUUUAUUCAGUAUUGUGUAGGACUUCGCCAGAAAAGGGAAGAGAAAGAAUCAAAAGUCAUAAAGUUUAAAGAGAAUUAAAACUUUCAUUUGUAGAUGACAUGAUUUUCUACAUAGAAAAUUCUGAGGAAUGUACAGAUUAGAAUCAAUGAGUAAGUUUAGCAAGGUCUCUGAAACCAUUAUUAUGCAAAAAUUUUUUUAAAUAUAUACCAGCAAUGAACAAACGUAGAAAAUGAACAAUUUUAAAUAACACAAUAGCAUCCAAAAAUCCUCAGGUACCUAGGGGUAAAAUUAUCUAACAAUGUUUUCAAGAACUGUUUCCAGAAGAAAAAUAAUUACCAAGUUGAGAGGGACAUAUCUAGUUCAUGGAUUCCAGGACAAUCGUAAAAAGAUAACCCAUUUCUCCCAAAUUUAUUCAUGUAUUCAAUUUAAUCUUAAAAGUUGUUAGUUGAAAGUUAAUUAAGUUAUUUAAUUGAAAUUGAGCUAAUUUGAAAAUUCAUAAGACCAAUAAUAGUCACAGCUAUCUUCUAGAAUAGACAGAAUGAGAGAAUUUACAUUGCCAGAUACCCAGCCCUGUUACAAAGCUGUAUUAUUAUAGUGUGGUGUUGGCACAGAAAUAAAUUGACCAGUGGAACAAAGAUUCCAGAAAUGCCCAAACAUGAUACAGUCACCUUAUUUUCUAUGAAGAUGGUAAUGCAGUGUAAUUGGAGAAAGGUUGUUCCUUCUAAUAAAUGCUUUGUCAACUAAAUUUAAAAAUUUAAUAGAAAAUAAAAAAAUCAAUUGAGAUAGAUUGCAGAUCUAAAUACAAAGUGUAAAAUAAUAAAGUUUUAAGAAGAGAUCUUUGGAGAUUGUAACAGAGUAAAUUUUCUUUAGACACAAAAGCACUAAACCAUAAAGUAGAAUGUGUUAAUUUGGGUAUAUUAUGUUUUAAAACUUCUGUUUAUCAAAAAGACACAAGAAGCAAAUAGGCAAACCACAGAGGGGAAAAUAUACUUGCAGUUCACACAUAUGACAGCAGACUUGAGUUGAAGAGGGGUUGGUAACAUUUUUGUUCAGGAGCCAGGUAGUAUUUUGGGCUUUGUAGCUAGAUAUUCUCUGUCACUGCGAUUCAGCUUUUGCUCUUGUAGUGUGAAAGCCAUAUACAGUAUAGAAACAAAUGAACAUGGCUAUGUACCAGUAAGACUUUAUUCAGAAACACAAAUGGCAGUCUCUAUUUGGCCUGCAAGGCUGUAGUUGCCGACCCCAGAUCUAAAAUAUAAAAGAAACACCUACAAAUCAAGAAAAAAAUUGAAAAUGGGCAAAAGACCUAGACAUCAACUUCACCAAAAAAGAAUAUCCAGAUGGCCAAUAACCAUGGGAAAAGGUAUGUUAAUUUACUAGUAGUAAGGAAGAUGCAAAUUUAAAAUACCAUGUGGUAUUACUGCCCACCCACUGAUAUGGUUAAAAUGAAAAGCAGCAAAAAAAUCAAGUUUUGGCAAGGAUGAUAAGCAACAGAAAGUCUCCUGCCCGACUGGUGGUACUGCCAAUUAAUAGACAUUUUAGAAAGCUGGGGGUUCAAGUUGAACAUGUGUUUAUCCUUUUAACCCAGACUUAGCACAAAUGCACAUUUCCACCAUGCGUGUGUAUGUCUACCAAAGGACAUGUACUAGAAUGUUGGUGGCAUGAAAUGACAAACAAUUAUCCGAAGGCAUAUAUGCAGCAGAAUGAGCCUAAGGAGUAUGUUUUCAUUACAGAAUACUGCAAUGAGAAUGAACUCUAAGUACAUUCAGUGACAGCUCAACUUCACAAACUGCUGAGUGAGGAAGUCCAGUCACCAAUGUAUGAUUCCAUCUAUAUAAAGUACAAAAACGGCCAAAACUUGUCUAUGCAGUCAGAAAUCAGGAUAGCUACAGCUGAAAAGGGGUAUUUUAUCUGGUGCUGGUAAUAUUAUUUCUAAAUCUGGGUGCUGAAUAGCUUGAAUGUUCUGAAAAACUUAAUGAUAAUGUGUGUUUUUCUGCAUGUAUAUUAUUUUUAAAAUCCUGCGUGAUUUUGUGCAGGAAAUUCUCCUUAGAGCAGUUUUAAUGGCAACUACUAAGAUUUCCUACACUGUGAAAUGACCUUAAAGCUUACAUAAUGUAUAUUUUAAGUAAGAUAUUUGAAAAUGUGGCAGGGCCAUUACAUAUUUUGCCAGCCUACCCUUUUGCAAAUAUAAACGGGUCUGAACUGCCUCUUCAAUAAAGAACUAACAUGUAAAUAUUU
Messenger RNA from Manis pentadactyla (Chinese pangolin), 6170 nucleotides. It is a transcript of the gene RBAK, whose product is annotated as RB associated KRAB zinc finger. The record is from RefSeq and is a predicted model, not a curated record. Gene Ontology annotation, biological process: negative regulation of transcription by RNA polymerase II. Gene Ontology annotation, molecular function: DNA-binding transcription repressor activity, RNA polymerase II-specific; RNA polymerase II cis-regulatory region sequence-specific DNA binding. Lineage: Eukaryota; Metazoa; Chordata; Mammalia; Pholidota; Manidae. The transcript has 5 exons. The coding region runs from base 260 to 2410 and encodes 716 amino acids.